Molecule: messenger RNA, 1408 nt
Organism: Myxocyprinus asiaticus (Chinese sucker)
Lineage: Eukaryota; Metazoa; Chordata; Actinopteri; Cypriniformes; Catostomidae
Product: stomatin-like protein 1
Exons: 4
Coding region: 142-573 (143 amino acids)
Source: RefSeq, a predicted model, not a curated record
UCCAGUGAUGUCAGUGGUGGCCGUGCAGGAUGUAAACGCCUCCACCCGUCUCACCACGCAGAAUGCCAUGAUGCAGUUGCUGAGCAAAAAGACACUGAGAGAGAUACAAACAGAGAGAGCCAAACUUUGGGAGCAUCUCGGAUGGACAUGAAUGAGAUGACAAAGCCGUGGGGGCUGGAGGUGGACCGGGUAGAGCUGAUCCUGGAAGGUGUGCUCCAGGAUCCAGAUAGGGGCCACUCGAGGCCCUUUAUUAUGCCCCCCUCUUUUCCAGGACUGGAAGGUCUCACUGGGCUCAUACAGCAGCUCACCACGCAUUUCCUGAGCCAGACAGCUGCAUCUCAAACCAGCAAAGCAGAUACUGUGAGUUUCACCAGUGAGCUGAAUUCAGCCGCAGGUGCAGCUGUGUGUUGUAGCAGUGUGGAUGAACUGCUGUCUGCAGUCAGAUCAGUGUUGUCAGAGGAGCUGGUCAAUCAAGUGGGAGCCUGUUAUCACUUUCAGAUCACCACUGACUCUGGACAGGCCAGCAACUACUAUGUGUAUCUGUCACAAGAUGCUGGAGAACUUCAAGUUUGAGAAGCAGAGGCAUGUGGAGGUAAGGAGCACAUUUGAGCUGAUUAUACUCCCUGAGAAGCCCAUCAUGCUAACCUUCAAACCACUGCAUAAAAGCAGAUAAGAGCUUCAAACAGGAAAUAAUGAAGGACCAGAGCUUCAAACAGGAAAUAAUGAAGGACCAGAGCUUCAAACAGGAAAUGAUUCUGAGGGGCCAGAACUGGAUAAACACCACUGACCUUAGAGCUGGCAAACAAGAAAGCUCAUAUGUCAGUGUCUUGUUAUAAAGACUUUUGAGUUCUAUUUAUUUCAGAAGCAUGCUAAAAUAAAUCUGAAUAUUUGUUUUACACACCUUUUAAAUUUCUGAAAAUGGAGGUCUUUUAAUGAAGGUGACUAAAAUAAAAAAAUUUUUCUCAUUUUCUCCCAAAUUGGAAUGCCCAAUUCCCAAUGUGCUUUUAAGUCCUCAUGGUCGUGUAGUGAUUCGCCACAGUCCGGGUGGCAGAGGACGAAUCCCAGUUGCCUCUGCGUCCGUCAACCUGCGCAUCUUAUCACGUGGCUCGUCGAGCGCGUUGCCACGUGGACAUAGCGCGUGUGGAGGCUUCACGCCAUCCACCGCAGCAACCACGCUCAACUCACCACGCGCCCCACCGAGAACGAACCACAUUAUAGCGACCACGAGGAGGUUACCCCAGACCUGGCUGGAGUCACUCAGCACGCCCUGGGAUUCGAACUAGCAAGCUAGCGAACUCCAGGGGUGGUAGCCAGCACAUUUUACCACUGAGCUACCCAGGCCCCCCCCUAAAAUAAAUUUCUAAACAAUUCUGUAAAGCUUUGGAUGCAUUAACUGAUAUAAAUGAAU